Messenger RNA from Penicillium waksmanii, 273 nucleotides. RefSeq lists its product as uncharacterized. The record is from RefSeq and is a predicted model, not a curated record. The transcript has a single exon. Gene Ontology annotation, biological process: protein transport. Bases 1 to 273 code for a protein of 90 amino acids. Lineage: Eukaryota; Fungi; Ascomycota; Eurotiomycetes; Eurotiales; Aspergillaceae.
AUGGAUCCAAAGACUCGCUUGGUACCCAGCCUGCGCCUUCUCAUCCCCCGCCUCCGCCUUCUCCAGAAGAAAGACACCGCAUCUUCGGUCGUUCAACGUCGCGAGCUCUCCCAGCUCCUCAGCGAAGCCCGCGAAUCAUCCGCGCGUAUCCGAGUCGAAAAUGUCAUCUCAACCGAUAUCGCCGUGGAGGUAAUGGAGAUGGUGGAGCUGUACUGUGAGCUUGUACUGGCGCGCGCCAACGUCCUCGAUCAGCUAGCGUUCGGAGGGAAAUGA